AUAUGCGAUGAUAUGGUAUUGCAAAAAGAUUGAGUCUGCAAGAAUUUGGCUGAUACUUCUUUGAAAUGAGACGAAGUCUGGCUCCCAGUCAGCUCCAAAAACGACCAAAUGAUGAGUCUCCUCCACUACAACAGGGUAAGAGAUCUCUCAAGAGAGCCCUGGUUGACAAGAAUGAAGAUUUCAAACCAGGAAUUGCCAUUUCUCCAUUUCGUGCUCCUCUGAAGGAUUUGCCACCACCAUCAUCUGCCAAUAUUGAGCGCAGUAACUCCUCCAUCUCUGCUCACGAAGCUUUGAUCCGGGAACUUCUAGCUAGACCAUUCAAAGUUCCGCUCUCCAACUACAGUGGCAGUGGCUACCAACGUAGCCUUGGUCUGCGGCGCUCAGGUGUGAGGCGGCCAUUGCACGACCCUGACGCUCCAGGAGCUCUGGUUCUGUUCAAUCCACCUCAGAUGUCUCAGCAUCAGAAGUUAACUUCUGAUGGAUCAAAGCAGCAGGUGCAUGUUGUGGUAGACCCUAUGCUGGGAGACAUUUUACGUCCUCAUCAACGAGAGGGCGUGGCUUUCAUGUACGACUGCGUGACGGGUAAGCGCAUCCCCGGCAGUUGGGGUUGCAUCAUGGCCGACGAGAUGGGCUUGGGUAAAACGCUGCAGUGCAUCACGCUGCUGUGGACGCUGCUCAAGCAAGGUCCUGAUGCCACUCCUACAAUACAGAAAGCAAUGGUCGUGUGUCCGUCAUCUCUAGUUAAGAACUGGCAUAACGAGAUCAACAAAUGGCUGAAAGGUCGUCUGAGUUGCCUUCCUAUCGACUCCGGGUCCAAAGAAGACAUCGACCGCAACCUGCGCGGUUUUGCCGAGACCUACGGACGGCGUCCCGUCAACGCCGUACUCAUCAUCAGCUACGAGACCUUCAGGCUGCACGCUCACGUCCUCAAUAACCACGACCUCGGACUCAUUCUUUGUGAUGAGGGGCACCGGCUCAAGAAUAGUGACAACCUCACAUACCAGGCACUGAUGGCGCUAAAAACCGUCCGCCGAGUACUGCUGUCAGGCACGCCCAUACAGAAUGACCUCCUCGAGUACUUCUCCUUGGUGCACUUUGUCAAUGCAGGUAUUUUAGGUACAGCACAAGAGUUCAGGAAGAGAUUCGAGAAUCCCAUCUUACGGAGCCGCGAUGCAGACGCGUCUGACGCUGAACAUCAGCUGGGCAAGGAGCGUCUUGAGGAGCUCACUACCAUCGUCAACAGAUGUUUGAUCCGACGAACCAACGAGCUGCUGUCCAAGUAUCUGCCUGUGAAGUACGAGUUUGUCGUGUGUUGCCCUCUCACGCAGAUGCAGCAAUCGCUAUACAACGCAUUCGUGCAGUCCACUCACGUCAGGAGACAGUUACAAGGCAUUGAAGGAAGCAAGGGUAGCGGUAGUGCCCUCACAGCCAUCAACAGCCUCAAGAAGCUCUGCAAUCACCCAGACUUGCUUUGGGAUAAAGUAGCGGCGCGCGAAGAUGGAUACGAACAAUUGGCCAAGUUUUAUCCUUCAAACCACGACACCAAAGGUGCCGUGGACGUCUCAUUGUCUGGGAAAAUAUCCCUGCUGGACACUCUACUGGCUCACAUCCGGCAUCGCACUGCAGACAAGGUCGUGCUUAUCAGCAACUACACGCAGACGCUCGACUUGUUCCAGCGCCUCGCACGACACAGAGGCUACAAUUGCGUCAGGCUCGACGGCUCCAUGACCAUCAAGAAGAGAGCUAAGAUGGUGGAGAAGUUCAACAGCCCGGACAGCUCGGACUUCUUGUUCCUGUUGAGCAGCAAAGCAGGCGGCUGCGGACUGAACCUGAUCGGGGCGAACAGGCUGGUCAUGUUCGACCCUGACUGGAACCCUGCGAACGACGACCAGGCCAUGGCGAGGGUGUGGCGUGAUGGCCAGACCAAGACCUGCUACAUCUACAGGCUCGUGGCUACUGGGAGCAUUGAGGAGAAAAUCCUGCAGCGGCAGGCACACAAGAAGGCGCUGAGCUCCUGCGUAGUGGACUGCGAAGAGGACGUCCACCGACACUUCAGCGUCGCCCAACUGCGGGAGCUGUUCACGCUGCGCCCCGACACUGCCAGCGACACGCACGAUAAGUUCCAAUGCCGGCGAUGCGUAAAUGGGAUUCAGGUUCGACCGCCACCGGAAACCGCGGACUGCACGUCUGACCUCUCCAACUGGCAGCACAGCACUGAACCGCGACCGCUGCCUGACGUCAUCCUCAAGCUCGCUUGGCCCACCGCCGGCGUCAGCUUUGCCUUCCAUCAGCGGUCGCAUGAGGCGAAAGCUGUGCCUUAGCGGUGCAUUUUUCCUUUGUAUUAGGUACAAAGAUUGAGGCUGUUGAAGGCCUUUGUAUCGCUAUGUUAAUAUUAGAACACGACAUCUUUUCGUGCACCGUAAUUUAUAUUGCUAUGUUAAUAUUAGAACUGGGCAUCUUUUCGUGCACCGUUAUUAAUGCCCUGUGAAAUUCUAUCCUACAAGUUUGAUAAUACGUAUCGCCUUUGUUAUUAGUUACAUGUUGUACAGAAGUUGCUCCUUGUUAUCAAUUACUUCGUAUUGACUAAAUAUAUGUAGGCUAAAGUUCGUAAUCACGUACCUGAGUGAUUGUGACGCUGUGCAUUAAGGUUACUUAGGUUCUUCUGUAGGACAAAUAAAUGUAUUUUACUUU
Messenger RNA from Hyalella azteca, 2691 nucleotides. RefSeq names its product DNA repair and recombination protein RAD54-like (gene okr). Gene Ontology annotation, cellular component: nucleus. Gene Ontology annotation, biological process: reciprocal meiotic recombination; double-strand break repair via synthesis-dependent strand annealing. Gene Ontology annotation, molecular function: ATP-dependent chromatin remodeler activity; DNA translocase activity; ATP binding. NCBI's taxonomy places the organism in Eukaryota, Metazoa, Arthropoda, Malacostraca, Amphipoda, Hyalellidae. The record is from RefSeq and is a predicted model, not a curated record. The coding region runs from base 66 to 2321 and encodes 751 amino acids. The transcript is spliced from 15 exons.